This is a messenger RNA of Nilaparvata lugens (brown planthopper), 5850 nucleotides long. Its product is annotated as gem-associated protein 5. The record is from RefSeq and is a predicted model, not a curated record. Gene Ontology annotation, molecular function: protein binding. NCBI's taxonomy places the organism in Eukaryota, Metazoa, Arthropoda, Insecta, Hemiptera, Delphacidae. The transcript has 23 exons. Bases 331 to 5232 code for a protein of 1633 amino acids.
CAGUUUCUGCAGCCAGUCAGUGUACAUCUGUGAACGUGCUUGUGGUCGCAGCUGCCCAGCAAUUGCAGAUUUACCGGCAGGCCAAGGACUUACAAAAUAUUGUUUCAUCGUUUUUGUAUAGUAGAUUUGCAAGAUUCAACAGGAAUAUUUUUCUUUAAAAAAUUGUGACUGUGAUUUAGUCUUAACUUAAAUAAGCAGCUUACAUUCCAUAGUUUAAAUUCCAUUUCAAACAACGUUUCUAAUCAUUUGUUAGGUUAAAAUAUACAGUACCGUAUAAUUUGUCUUGCUUAAAUUAUUCAAAAUCUUGGUAAUUCUUGAUAAGUAUUGAACAUGAAUCCGUUAGUGAUUCCACCAUCACCAAGUUGGUAUCUUGGUAAAGUUAUUAACAGCAGGAGUGAUGGCAUUAUCGCUUAUGGAGCCAGACAUGAAGUUGUUAUAAUAAAACCUAAAAAUGACGACUAUUCCUUUGAAAAUUUUGAAAUUUCCUUUAUUCCACUGGCUCAUAAAGAUAGAAUCAACAGCAUUGUCUUUUCAUCUCCUAACUGCAUUGAUGAAUUUAAAAAUUCUCUUGCAACAUGCAGUGACGAUGGCUCAGUUAGAAUAUGGGAUUUUGAGUCUCAGGAACUAAAAUUGGUCAACACUGGACAUCAGGAGUGUCAAAAAAUAGUUGAUGUAGAUUGGUCUUCAGCUAAUCCAUCAUUGGUGGUGUCAGUAGCCGACUCUGCAACUUUGAUGUACUGGGACAUCCUUAGCAAUGUAACACGUAGAAUAAAUAUGGGAGUUAAAAUAAAUCCUACAUGUGUAGCAGCCUGUCCUCAUGAUAAGAUGCUGGUGGCUGUAGGAGCAAAGGGAGGCAUCAUUCUUAUUGUUAAUCUUAAAGGGAUUGGAAGUGUUCAAAAUAGGAUGCGUUCUCAUGAAGCAGACAUUGUUUCCCUUUCUUGGUGUCCUGUGAAGCAUAACAUAUUCCAAGAAAAUGGUGGAACUUCAAAAUCUACCAAUGGAGAGUUGGAAGUUUCAAAUGGAAAACUGAGUUCAGACGAAAGUGAGUCGAGUACAAUUAAUUCGAAUAAAGAGAACGAUGUCUAUCUUUUGGCAUCUGGCUCCAAAGAUCGCAUUAUUUACUUUUGGAGAGCUGGAACUGACUGCCGAUACGAAUCUUCUGUUUCCAUGCCACAUCAGUCCCUAUCAUCGGGAUUCAGGCGGAAAAUUGCCGAUAAAUGGGACAAGACGUCUCCUUCAUCCUGGAUCUGUGUGAAAUGGAUCGAUCCUUACACGCUGAUUUCCGGAUCGCCGUUCGGAGAACUCCUCGAGUGGAACUUGGCCAAUGUUCAACCCAGAGAGAAAGAGAAGGAAAAGGACAAGUUACUCAAGAACAAGACACCUCCAUCAAAUCCCAAGGUGAAAGCACUGCAUGGAAAUCACACCAAAGGAUUGUAUUGCGUUGCUUGUCCUGAUUUGCCAUCAAGACCGAAUAGAGACAAGGAGAAUAGGCACAUCUGGUCGACGGCGGUUGAUAAGAAGCUGAUUUGCACGUCGCUGAGAACAGGGAAAGUGACCGCUGAGAUCACCACCAUCGGAGGCAUUGUCUACUGUCUGGCUAUCUCACCUCUCGAUCCGAAUAGGAUUGCCAUCGGUAUUGGUGACUCGAAAAUUUUGAUUUGGAAUAUGGCCUCAGAGAACACCAACUUUACUGUGCUGUGGCAGAGAGUGAAUGGAAAAGUCAUGGCUCUGGAAUGGCACCCGACCGAUGAGAACUUGCUGGCAUUUGGCACGGGGGAGGGGCGCGUGGGACUGUUCGACGUCUCUUCCCCCUCCAAACCACCCGUCAUCUUCAGGCAGUACCAUCGUCGCUGCGUCUAUCGACUCUGCUGGGCGCCGCCCAUCAUCAAACCUGAAAAACAUUCAGAAGACAAAUUGGCGCUAUUUUCAGUAGGAGAUGGUGAUGUUCUCCAAAUGAAUUUGGAAACCCCUGACGCAGAGCCGGAGAACUUGCAACAGAAGUUCGUGGAAGCCGAUCGAACGUCAGGAUCCAAUAAACCAAUCGGUCGCUCUGAUAUUCUUUGGAAGCCUGAUCGCAGUGUCAUUGCAUUGGGAAACGAAAAUGGUGUGAUCUACAUAUUGGACGCGACAAGCCUGGUGAAGCAGCAGAUGAUCUUCGCGCACAAGAAGCUGGUGCAGUCACUUCGCUGGCACCCGGCGACGGUGACCAGUGACGCGGCCGGUGGCCUCUCGCCCUGCCACACCUGGCUUGCCACUGCCUCCGAUGUCCUCAAGGUCUUCGACGUGCAACCAGAUUCUACCAAGGAGGUUGCUGUUUUCAACCUGCAGAAGGAGAAAAUUGUUGAGGUUUCAUGGAGUCCCCACAUCAAUGGACGACUUGUGUCUGUAUCUUAUGAUUAUACUGUGCAAGUGUGGGACGUGAUAAACAAAGCGCCACUGGUGAGCUACCUGUCGCAUCACAACGCCGUGCUGACAGCUGUGUGGAGUCCACUCGACCCUGACGUCAUCAUCUCCGGCUCGGCCGACAACACGCUCCGCGUCUGGAGGCUGUCCGAGCAGACCGACAAGCGGCCCUCCGAAAAACGAAAGACUAAGAUUAACAACAGACUCAAGAAAAUGGCGAAUGUUCCAGAAGCUGUUGACGUUACCAAAGAAAGAUCUGAAUCACCCGUUGCUUCAAAUUCAACCAAUUUAAACAAAUCCGAAAAUGAAAUUCAGAAAGAAUGCAUCUCAUCACAAGUGCAGAAAAUAAAAAGCAAGUCGCUGUUUCCGGUAUCGGGAAGUGCACUGAAUCUGAGCAGACACUUGAGGGAGCACUUCCGGCAAUGGAAGGAGGCCAAAAGUCAGGCCAACGAAAGCAAGCCAACUGCAAGCAAAGAACCAGCUGCUGUCAAUGGCAAUGGAACCCACUCGUCCUCCCCGCCCAACAUGGAGACCGGAUAUUUGGACUUUUUCUCUGACGGAAAUGCCAUGCGCCGAUUACUCAUGGCAGAAGAGGUGGAACUGAGUGAGCUGGGCCACCAGAAACAGUUGAUAGAAUGCAUGCUGUGGAGAGGAGAUGUCACUGGCUUAAUACAGGAAGCCAUUCAGAAGAAACAACUGACGCCCUAUCUUGUAGCAAUGGCUCCUAUGGCCUCUGUCAGAAUGUGGAAGGAUGCAUGCUCGGUGUACGCCGAACAGCUGUCGAAUCAGGGCGAGCACAUGAGAGCGGCUAGCUUCCUGAUCGCCAUUCACAAGAUAGAGGAAGCCGUCCAGCUGCUGGCCGACAACAAGCUGUACAGGGAGGCCAUUGCUCUGGCCAAGUGUCGGCUGCCCUCCAACGAUCCCCUCAUCCGAACUAUCAUGAGUGACUUUGCCAAGCACUCGCUCAGCAAUGGACAGCUUCAUUUGGCUGCUCACUGUUUGCUGUCAUUGGACGAGCCGCUGACCGCCAGUCAGAUGCUGGCCCGCUGCAAAGACCUGAGCUCAAUGCGAUUGGCCGCCCUUCUGGCCCUCGAAGCCAACGCCCACGACAUCGCUGUCAACCUCGCCAAGAAUUGCUUCAGAUCUGCCCUCAUUGCCAGUGACUUCGACACUUGUCAAGAGAUACUCGACGAGCAUCCAGGAUUGAAGUUCCUCAAUCUAUGGGCAAACGCUAGUAAAUGCAUCACUGAAAGUGCCAAACCAGACGUGGAAGCGCAGUUUGAUUGGAUCAAGGCAAAUGAAAAGACUGAGAAAAUCAAUGAUACAAUUAUUGAGAAAAUUCGACAGGAUGCUAAAUCCUAUCCCGACUGUUAUGAGACGUUAAGAAAACAUAUCACUGACUUCAUUCAGCUUGACACUGACAAGCAGUUGUGGCUGUACAUAAGUUGUGAGUUGACCCUAGCUGGAACAGCGGAACGAAAUCUAGUCAGUUUGAAGCAUGUGGUGAAAGCCAUGUCAAGUGCUUACAAAUAUCAAAUGCUCAACGGUAGCAAGGAGCCACUGCUCCGUCUCUGUAUGCUACUCUUUCCGAAAGGGCCAAUGUCUCAAGAAAAUCUAUUCAAAAAUCGUGCCAAUUAUGAAGAGAACGAGAAGAAGCUAAUGAGCAGUAUCAACAGCUAUAUGUUCGCUGGUAUUUUCGGAUGGUUGUCAGAAAAUGUGAAGAAUGUCCCCGAAAACUGGAAACAAGGCGAGACGAAAGACUUGGAAUGGAUUAAGGAGGUUAUCGACUUUUUCAGGUUUGACUUGAUCAAUGCGCAGAACUUGCAGUAUUUCAAGAACAUACAUAUGAUCGAGAACUUGGAACACAAGAUUGCGUUGUCGAAAUGCGUCCCGAGCAAUGAGAAAAUCGAAGGACGGGUCAUCCUGACCGCAGUGCGAAAGCAAAAUCGAUCCAAGUCCAAUCCGUCAAGUCCCAAAGUGGUGGAGAAAGUGGUGGAUCACAACAAGUCGACGAAUGCUAAUGGCAAAGAAGAGACAAAGACUGAAGACAAUGCAAGUAGUUCCAAUAAAGAAAACACAUCUGCAAAGGAAUGCAAAAAGGAAGAAGUGGUUGUUCAGUCCGGAAAGUGUGAAACGAAAAAAGAAACUGUCGAAGAACUCACGAAAACCUCUUCUAUUGAAGGGAAAAUUAAGAUUGAUGAAGGAAUUGUAGUUGAGAAUGAAGAAAAGAUGAAGGUGGAAGCAGUUGAAAGCGGAAAGUGUGAAAUAAAAAAAGAUAUUGGAGAAACGUGUAUAAAAUCUACUCCUAUUGAAGUGAAGACUAAGAUCGAUGAAGGAAUCGUUCUUGAGGAUGAAAAAAAGAUUGAAGUGAAAGUCGAAACAGGAAAGACUGAAACAAAGAAAGAUAAUGUUGACUCAACUGAAUGUGUGAAAGAAGUGAAACGAACUGAAGCCACGCCUCAUGAAGUAAAGUUGCAGUCGGGUGAGAAUGUAGCAGAUCAAAAUGGAAAGAAUAAGAAUGAACUAGUUGUUGAAAAUGAUAAGAAAAAAGGCGUGACGUCAAAUGCUUGUGCAAAGCAAGAAAAGGUUACAGCACAGGCCACUUGUGAUAAAGUAAUUUCUGAAGUAGAAAAAGAUCUUAGUUGCAUCAAAGAAUUCAAGGCUAAAUUUGAAUCUGAGAGAAUCUCGGUUCCAAAUCCGUAUUCUGCAUUCUUUGAUAUUCAAAACUUUGUCAAGUCAUUAACCAAAGAUGCUCAUCCAGAUCUUUAUGAAGAUAUGGAGAACAAACUACAAGAGGCUUGGAACAGAGCCAACGAGGCAUGCAACUAGAUGUAUGUGUACCACACAGUAAUUGGUCCCUUUUCCUUCAAGAGGCUUGGAACAGAGCCAACGAGGCAUGCAACUAGAUGUACGAGAAUGUGUACCACACAGUAAUUGGUCCCUUUUCCUUCAAGUUGUUGUAACAUGUUGUUAACCCGCUGCUUCGUUAUUGGUUGUUAUUAUUAGCUAUAGGGCAUUUUAGAGAAAAUAGGAUUUUUUAAAUCAUAUAUUAUUCCUACAAUUUUGUUUCGUAAAUUUCAAUUGGGACAAUUUUCAGUUUAGUGUCCUUCUUGUUAUUAUCUAUUCAUUGCAAAACUAUUGUUUUGAAAGCUCAACAUAUUCAUAGAAUUCUUUUGUUUUUAGCUGUAUUGAGACGUAAGACAUUACGAAAAUUCCUUUUCAGUUUAGUAACAUAGAUUUAGCAUGAAAUCAGUCUUUUUUCAUUUUUAUUCUGGGUUAGCGAGUGAAACUGGAUGAUUUGAUAAAGUAAUCAAAGCCCGAAAAACUUGAAAAAUAUCUUUAUUGCAGUAGAGGCAUUUCUGUAGACUAGCCUGGGAAUCGCCAAUCUAUUUUUGUAAUUUUUUUAUAUAUAUAUCUAAAAUUAUUUAUCAAGAAUUUAAAAAAAAA